AGAGAGAGCGCGCUGGAGGAGAGGAGGUUCCUUGGCUGCUGGGCGCCACGUGUCUCCGGCAGCAGGGAAGGAGAAAGGCGGCGGCGGCGGCGGCAGCAGCAGCAGCAGCAGCAGCAGCAGCGUGGGAAGGCGAGAGCAUGGAGCCGGCUUGCUUCCUCUCGGCCCAUCCCUUCCAGGAGCCCGGCAUCAUGGCUCCGGACCUCUACCGCCAGCCUCCUCCUCCUCCUCCUCCGCCCCAGGGCCAGCCAGCCAAAGCCCCCGAAGGAGCCCGCAUCAUCCGAGACCCUGUCUCUGGCCGGACCUACAGCAAAGGCCGCCUCCUGGGGAAGGGUGGAUUUGCAAGGUGUUAUGAAGUGACAGACCUCUCAAGCAACAAGACCUAUGCAGUGAAGGUCAUUCCUCACAGUAGAGUGGCCAAGCCACACCAACGGGAGAAGAUCAUAAAUGAAAUUGAGCUGCACAGAGAGCUACAUCAUAAACACAUUGUGAAGUUCUCACAUCACUUUGAAGAUUCCGAGAACAUUUAUAUCUUCCUCGAACACUGCAGUAGAAAAUCUUUGGCACAUAUUUGGAAAUCCCGCCAUACCCUUCUGGAACCAGAGGUUCGUUAUUACCUCAAACAAAUAAUCUCUGCCUUGAAAUAUCUCCACCUCAAAGGAAUCCUUCACAGGGAUCUUAAACUGGGUAAUUUUUUCAUCAAUGAAAACAUGGAACUGAAAGUUGGAGACUUUGGGUUGGCUGCCCGGCAAGAACCUGCAGACCAAAGAAAAAAGACUAUUUGUGGUACCCCCAACUACCUUGCCCCAGAAGUGCUACUGCGACAAGGACAUGGGCCAGAGUCAGAUGUGUGGUCUUUGGGCUGUGUCAUGUAUACCUUGCUAUGUGGAAAUCCCCCUUUCGAAACUUCUGAUCUCAAGGAGACCUAUAAGUGUAUCAAGCAUGUCACAUAUACACUCCCAGCAUUCCUUUCCAUGCCAGCCAAGAACCUGCUUAUGGGCAUCUUGAAACGGAACCCCCAAGAACGUUUCACCCUGGAGGAAAUCUUGGACCAUGACUUUUUCACUAAGGGUUACACACCUGAUAAGCUCCCACCCAGCAGCUGUGUGAUGGUGCCAGAACUGAACCCUCCCAAUCCUGCCAAGAGCUUGUUUGUAAAGGUCACAAAAACACUCUUUGGGAAAAGGAAAUCCAAAGUUAAGAAAGCUCCUUCUGAAGAAAGAGAUGACAUCUCCAGGUUGGUCACAGGCCUUGUGAAGACCUCUAUCUGUAGGCAACUGAGCCACAAAACGGUGGAAGGGAAUGAGGUUACUCCACUGAGCGGUCAGGGCCCCAGCUCUAGCCCAGUAGACACCUUAGCUGAGGAGGGCUCACAGAAGUCCAUCUCCCGGUCCAUUCGUGGGACAAUGGCCAGCAGCUGUGAAGUAUUUGAAGACUGUGCAACAGCAUCAGGUGUCAUUGAAUCUGCGAUUGGGCUCCUGAAGAAUUGUCUCUCUGUCAUGCCACCAGCUGAGAGGAAUCCUGCCUCCCUAGCCUGCCAUGAACAUUUCGUCUGGGUGAGCAAGUGGGUGGACUAUUCAAACAAAUAUGGCUUCGGCUACCAGCUCUCCGAUCGUAGCAUUGGUGUCCUCUUCAAUGAUGGAACUCACAUGACACUCUCUGCUAGUUGGAAGAAAGUACGUUACAACCUGACGAACAGUAAACAUUUCUCCUUCCCGGCUUCAGCAGUUCCUGAACAGCUGCAGGGACAGAUGAGUGUCCUGCAGUACUUUGCGUCUUACAUGGAACAGCAUCUAAUGAAGGGAGGAGACUUGCCCAGCAUAGAUGAAACUGGACAGGUGCCACUUCUACUUUUACAGUGGGUGAAGACUAACCAGGCCUUAUUGAUGUUGUUCAGCAAUGGAACCUUGCAGGUGAACUUCUACAAUGAUCAUACCAAGGUGAUAUUCAGCAAACCUGACCACUCCUGCCUCCUUACCUACAUAAACCGUGACAGGAAUUCCUACACCUACAAGCUUAGCAGCAUCGCAGAAUUUGGAUGCUCACCAGAGCUUCAGCAUCGGCUCAAGUAUAUCCUCAGACUGCUACAACAGCGAACAGAUGCUUAAAGCUAUAGAGAAAGACUCUUUGUCUCCUUGGAACUUUUUAGUUCUUCCAGAAACUGUUAAUGGUUUAAGAGAGGGCAAGUCUAGAUCCCAGUGGAUUCUUCUUCAGUGGAUGCAUAACUCCUCUGGAAGGGAAAACUGUCAAAACCAAAACUGCACAUGUGCAGCUCUGAGCCACUCUUUUGGACCCAUCAACUUCUAGAUGCCUACCACCAACUGCCUCUUCUUUUGUUUCCCCCUCUUUUAUGAAGUCGGGGUGUGUGUGUGUUUCCCACUUACUUUGAUGUGACUGCUCCAGUCCACAGUGGAGAGAAGGUAUAGCAGCAGAUGCCUUAAGCUUUACUCCUGUGUAGUCCGUGCACAGUUGGUUGUACACAUAGUGUUACAGGGUGAAAAAGGGAGAGGGGGAGAUAACUGUGCUCCAUACACGAUAUGGGGAACGACAUAGGGUAAAUAGGGAGGGAAAUGACAAAUCUUCAUUUAAAAUGGCUUCUAGGGUUUCUGUGGUGCCUAAUGCCAAAUAUCUGGUGUGGAAUAUGGCAUCUUUUUAGAGCCUGAUGGGUAGAAAGGCUUGAAUUCCAGAUUGAGUGACUGUUCCAUUGUGAGCUGUUCCAGGCCCUGGCAACACUACCACUAUGUCCUCUGGACUACAUUGUGCUGCUUGGAGUUGCAUCACUUGCCAGUUCUCACUUGGCUAUGACUCAUGGACCAAACAAGGCUGUGAAUUUGGGAGUGGCUACCAGGAGAGGAAGUAUAGCCUGUGCUACAGGGUGUCUGUAACGGGUGAUGUUUUCUUACCAGGGAGCCAGGCAAAUGGCUUCCUUGCUCUAGCUGUAAUGAAGUUACAAACUUCAGGUGUUAGUUGGCUGUUGUGCCAACUCUCUGCAGGAAUUGGCAGGGAAGAGCUGCUACAACUCAAAAUCUGGGAAGAUGGAGUGUGGUUAAAUCGGGAAGUUCAGGCUUCUAGUGCUUCCUUGAAGCAUUUGAGGCUGUGAUGGUAAUAGAAUAGUAAUUGUUAGGUAAUGAAACUGUUACACUAAUUAGGCAAAUGGGACUCCCUUUUUUGCUGAAACUGUGAAUGCCCUAUUUGCCUCAGUUUCUCAGCUGCUUUCAUCCCAAGAUACAGCAGAGGAAUACCAUUAAUUGCCAUGGUGCAAACUUGAACAGCUUCAGUAAAAGCUGCUCACUUGGUGUUUUGAACUUGACAAGACUGUUGAGCUGUGGAACCUAAAUGACCUAAGAUUUAUUUAUGUAUUUAUAAACUAUUUAUUUUGCACCUAUUUCCUGUCAAUCAUGUACACCAGAUCUCCUGAAACCCAGCAGUUUUGAUGACAAUGAAACUCAUUUUUAUUAAAAAGCAAAGAGAAAGUA
Molecule: messenger RNA, 3473 nt
Organism: Sceloporus undulatus (fence lizard)
Lineage: Eukaryota; Metazoa; Chordata; Lepidosauria; Squamata; Phrynosomatidae
Gene: PLK3
Product: polo like kinase 3
Exons: 15
Coding region: 138-2105 (655 amino acids)
Biological process (GO): protein phosphorylation; regulation of cytokinesis; DNA damage response
Cellular component (GO): nucleus; centrosome; cytoplasm
Molecular function (GO): protein binding; protein serine/threonine kinase activity; ATP binding
Source: RefSeq, a predicted model, not a curated record